CUUCGUUUAAUGCAUAGUUAGCAAUAAUCACAACCAAAGCAAAGCUAAUUUUCCUUGCAAGUAAUAUAUUUUAUGCCAAAAAUCAUUACCCCAUGAUUUCUUUGUUAAGCUAUCUUCUCCACUGCAUAAAGCACCAACCUUCACAGUCAUGGACUCUUAUGGAUCACAAAGGCUUGUGGCUUUAGCCCAGCAGCUUCGCUUCUACAAGCCACCCUCUCCAUCACCAGAUGAAAUUGAAGAGGAAAACAUAGAGGAAAGCGCAGGUAAAGUUGUUUCCCAAGUGGGUUUUCAAGAAUCUGCAACCUCAAUUUUUAGAGACCCUGGAAGGUUUAGGCCCAAAAGAGCUGCUGUUUUGGUCUGCAUCUUUGAAGGUGAUGCUGGUGAAUUUCGUGUUAUUUUGACUAAGAGAUCCUCCAGAUUGUCUACUCAUUCGGGUGAAGUUUCAUUACCCGGGGGGAAAGUAGAUGAGAGAGAUAAGGAUGAUUUUGAAACAGCAACAAGAGAGGCGAAGGAGGAAAUUGGGUUGGAUCCCUCACUAGUGGAUGUUGUUACCGUUCUUGAACCAUUUCUGUCUAAGCACCUCCUCAGAGUAAUUCCUGUUAUAGGCAUCCUCUCCAAUAAGAAGGCAUUCAAGCCCACUCCAAAUCCUGCUGAAGUGGAAGCAAUAUUUGAUGCUCCCUUGGAAAUGUUCAUCAAGGAUGAAAAUCGACGAGUAGAGGAGAGUGAAUGGAUGGGAGAAAAGUAUCUGAUUCAUUUCUUUGACUACGAAACACAGAAUAAAAAGUAUUUGAUAUGGGGUUUAACUGCUGGGGUUUUGAUUAAAGCUGCUUCGGUGGUCUUCCAACGGCCACCAGCAUUUAUGGAGCAGAAUCCAAGGUUCAAGUUUCCUAAAGGUGCAAACAAGGAUAUGGUGAUGCGUUGAAUUAUUCAGGAAAAAUGUUGUUGGGUUGUACUCAGAUUCUUGGAAUAAUCUUCUUUCUGUGAUAAAACCCCUCACAACCCACGCCUGUUGAAAAAUAUUGUUAGUUUUAUCAAAUUUAUGUGCUAAAAUAGCUUUGUGGGUAGAUAAGCAGAAUGUGUCAUGUCUUUUAGGCAAUUGUAAAUUGGGGAGACUGAUUAUUCUGGAGGGAAGGAGGUCACUAGAUCAAAUUGCCACAAAUUCUUUAUGGAUUAAA
Populus nigra (black poplar) is the source of this 1175-nucleotide messenger RNA. RefSeq names its product nudix hydrolase 15, mitochondrial-like. The transcript has 4 exons. NCBI's taxonomy places the organism in Eukaryota, Viridiplantae, Streptophyta, Magnoliopsida, Malpighiales, Salicaceae. The record is from RefSeq and is a predicted model, not a curated record. The coding region runs from base 149 to 922 and encodes 257 amino acids. Gene Ontology annotation, biological process: coenzyme A catabolic process. Gene Ontology annotation, molecular function: acetyl-CoA hydrolase activity; coenzyme A diphosphatase activity.